GGCGGGUCCAUGGCGUCCCCGGGCGGCGGCUCCCCGGGCCUCCUGCUCUGGCUGCUGCUCCUCCAGCCCUGGCUCGGUGGGGCGCAGAGCGGGUCCGCGUCGCCCCCACCCUCCUCGGCGCCCACCUCCCCGUCGUCCUCGGGGGGCGGCCACGAGGUCCCCGGCGCGAGCGUGUGGAGGGCUGAGGGACAGUCUGCGACCCCGGGGCCCCAAGAGGCUGCCGCAUCCUCCCAAGUGGUGGCGGUCACCCCAGGUGCCUCUGGCUCGUACAGGGCUGUGGCCACCGCGAAGCCACUGUUUCCUGCAGGAUGCGGCCGGAGGUCCAUGAGGAUAGUGGGCGGAUUCCCCGCGGCAGAGGGGAAGUGGCCUUGGCAGGUGAGCCUGCAGAUCAAUGACAGACACAUGUGUGGAGGCUCCCUCAUUGCCAGUCGGUGGGUGCUGACCGCCGCCCACUGCAUAUUUGGCCAUGUGGAGUACACGGCAAAGCUGGGAGACAUCUUCAUGGAGGAGCAUACCUCCAGAAUGGCCAUCGAGAUCCCCGUCCAAGACAUCGUUAUUCAUCAAGAUUACAAUCCUAUCGGAUUAAUUGAGAAUGACAUUGCCCUUGCUCUGCUUGAGUUCCCUGUGAAUUUUUCCUCCCACGUGCAGCCUGUGUGCCUCCCCAAAAAGGCGUUCAUGGUACAAGGUGGUACUGAGUGCUGGGUGACUGGAUGGGGGAAGCUCAACGAAGCAGGUCAAGCCGGAGGAGUUGUGAAACGGCUACGGGAGGCUGAGCUAAACAUUAUCCGUUAUGAGAAAUGUAACAUGAUGCUCCAAACAGAGAUGGAAACUAGCAGCGACCUAGUCAAGGAAGGGAUGGUCUGUGGUUACAGUACCCAAGGAAAGGAUGCCUGCCAGGGAGACUCUGGGGGGCCCCUGGUCUGUGAACUUAAUAAGACAUGGGUCCAGGUGGGGAUUGUGAGCUGGGGCAUCGGCUGCGGUCGCAAAAAUUUUCCUGGAAUAUAUACAGAAGUUAGUUUCUACAAGGACUGGGUCAUUGAUCGCUUGAGUCAGGCUUGCUCUUGGGACUCAGCAGGCUUCCUCCCACUUCUGUGCCUGGUGCUGCCCCUGGGCAUCCUGGUGGCCCCGUGA
Molecule: messenger RNA, 1131 nt
Organism: Lontra canadensis (Northern American river otter)
Lineage: Eukaryota; Metazoa; Chordata; Mammalia; Carnivora; Mustelidae
Product: serine protease 44-like
Exons: 5
Coding region: 10-1131 (373 amino acids)
Biological process (GO): proteolysis
Molecular function (GO): serine-type endopeptidase activity
Source: RefSeq, a predicted model, not a curated record